Messenger RNA from Drosophila montana, 9343 nucleotides. RefSeq names its product multiple EGF like domains 8 (gene Megf8). The record is from RefSeq and is a predicted model, not a curated record. The transcript has 6 exons. The coding region runs from base 230 to 9154 and encodes 2974 amino acids. Lineage: Eukaryota; Metazoa; Arthropoda; Insecta; Diptera; Drosophilidae. Gene Ontology annotation, molecular function: protein binding; calcium ion binding.
UUGGUAAAAUUAAACAAAAAAAAAAAGAAGCAGUUCUGCACAUCAAAAAAAUAGCUGAGAAAAUAAUAACUUUUUCAGCGGUAGACGAGUUUCCUGGUGGACAACGGCCUUGUGCCAGAGUUGUGUGCAAUGUAAGAAGAGUGGAAAACAUGCAGCACCACAAUUGCAACCGGAUAAACACAAUACAAACGGAUGUGCCCGACAUUGUGUUAACACAAUUAGCAUAAAAAUGAGAUUGGGCUGCGAAUGCGAGAGUGUAAUUAAAAUGCAAAGAAUGUACGCACUGCUGCCAACCUUGACAUUUUGGUUAAUCUGCUUUCAAUUGCCACUACAAUCGGAACAGCUGCACAUAACAGCUCCAUGCGAUCGCAGUCGCAAGGUGUUCACCGAGCCCUUCGGUGAAAUAAGCGACGGGCCCUCUGGCUACAAUUACACCCAGGACUCGCACUGUGAAUGGCUGAUAAAAGCGAAAAAUGACAGUCAAUUUAUAACACUAACAUUCCAUAGUAUGGGCACCGAGUGCUCCUAUGAUUAUAUCUAUGUAUACGAUGGCGAUUCCUUUAACUCGACCCUGUUAGGUAGCUUCAGUGGACGCACCCAACCGCAGAAACUGGUUGCACGCAGCGGUAGUAUGCUCAUACUCAUGUACAGUGAUACGAACUAUGUGCUCGAUGGCUUUCGUGCUUCCUACUACAUAUCAAAUUGCCUGAACAAUUGCCACAAUCAUGGCAAGUGUGUGGGCCAUCAGUGCGUGUGUCAUGGCGAAUGGGUGGGGCCCGACUGUGAGGAUGAGGCGUGCCCCCAGAAAUGCGGCGAGCAUCAGGGCCGGGGCAAGUGCCAGAAGAGCAUCUGUCAUUGCUCCAACGGCUACAGCGGACGCCUAUGCGAUUUGAGCGAUAAUCCACCGGGCAGCAGCUGGCGUUGGCUGGCCACCGAUGCCGAGGGCAUGACGCCCCGGGCCGCACACACGGCCGUCUACAUGGAGGACGAGGAUGCGCUCUAUGUCUUUGGUGGCUAUGAUCUGAACAAUGUCAUUAGCACGUUGCAGAUAUAUCGCUUCAGUAGCAGUCAAUGGGAGGAUGAGUGGGGCCUAGCGCUGCAGAGUCGCCGUCAUUUUUAUCAUCCGCACAAGAUUGAUCAUACGCUGCUGAAGGCGGUGCUGGAGCACAAGAACGAGGACGAGGCCAAGCUGUGGGGCCUGACCAGCGAUGUGAGCUUCUUUCGCAACAUACUCUACACGCUGGCCGAGUCGAAUUUGCAUCAGCGACGGACGCGCUCCUCGCUGCCUCUGACCACGGUAAAUGCCAACUCAACAGAUGAGGAGCUUACGGAGUAUCUGGUGGAUAUAUUCGAGGAGGUGACGGAUCAACAGCCGCACGGACGUUACGGGCAUGCUGCAGAUCGUGUGCCUGGCGGCUUUGUCAUCUAUGGCGGCAAGCAUGCCAAUGGCAGCUUCUACAAUGAUCUCUGGCAAUAUAAUAAUACGGAAAGCGGCGCAAAAUGGAAGCAAAUGGCUGUCAAUUCAGAGCUGCAGCCGCCGGCGCUGGCACGGCACACCCUCACCACGGCUGCCGAUUACCUGUACUUGUUUGGCGGGAGCGUGGAGUCGGGUGAAUUUUCCUCCAGCAUUUAUCGCAUACGACUUCCGCUCAGCGAGGACUCUCAGUGGCAGCUGGUGCAGCCGCGUGGCGGCAAGACCUUGGAUGUGCGCCUCGCCGCACACUCCACGGUUUACUAUGGUGCCACCAAUUCGCUGAUUGUUUUCGGCGGCAUUAUGACCAGUUUGGCACGCUUCUCGAAGCUAUCGGAUCGCAUUUAUGCCUUUCAGCUGGACCAGCAGCAUUGGACCGAAAUACUGUAUCCGCGCACGGCCCUGCGCGACACGAACAUUCCGCGGGAGCGCGCCUUUCAUACGGCAACCAUAUCGGGCAAUUAUAUGAUCGUAUUUGGCGGCUAUACGCAUCGCCAUAACAAGGACGAGAUCUGCUAUGAUAAUCAAAUGUAUUGGUAUCAUCUGAGCUGUCACAUCUGGAUCAACCAGGUGGUCUCCGCCGACGACAGUCUGUAUCCGAAGCAUCAGGGCGUGUUCGCCCACGCGGCUGCACUGCGUCGCAAUCACACGCUUCUAAUUGUGGGCGGCUAUCAUGGGAAUGUGAACGCGGAUCUGUUUGCCUAUGAGCUGCCGCAGGUGCUGCGCGUCGAGAAUCCCCUCUACAAUCACAAUCCGGAAAUGGCCUGUCGUUUGCACGCCUCACACACAGCUUGUCUCUCGAAUCCGGAAUGCGGCUGGUGCUCGGCGGACAGCAGCUGCUACGGCCGCACAAUUGGCGCCAAUUGCACCACCAAUCUGCAGACCACCCGCUGUCCUGGCAUCUGUCCCUCGCUGGGCGAUUGCCAUGCCUGUCUGGUGCAUGGCACCCAGUGGGGCGGCGGCAAUGGCGCUGCCUUCUCCGUGGCCAGCAAGCUGGGCCUCAACGAGUGCACGUGGUGUGUGCAGAAUGCGCGCUGUCAUCAUCGCGACGAUAACUAUGGGAUCUGCGGCGACAGCUCCGGCUGGUGGGGCGAGCAGGGCACCGAAAUACGCCAGCCAGAUAUGUGCACGCGAAACGAUCGUCGUCCCGGCUUGACCUACAUCAAAUACAAUUAUCCUGUUAACUUUACCAUGCCCGAUUAUGUGGGCAUUGUGAAUGCCACCAUGGUGGACUUUGCCUCGCCGCCGCCCACAGCCUACUUUGAGCAGCGGCAAGAGGGUGAAAUGCUGGCUCGCCUGCUCGGCUUUGUGCGUCCGCUGCAGCAAUGGAACAACAACAACUCGGCCAUACAGGUCUGCAGCAGCUACUCUUCGGCGGUGCUGCGCGUCGGCCUCGGCAUGAAUCUGGAUAUGCUUGACAAUGUCUCCAGCCAAAGCUCAAAUCAAUCCUAUUGCAGCAAUGUCCAGCUGCCCAGCACGGAACAGCCGUUCCUCAUCGAUUUCCAGGCCCGUCGUCGCAUUGGUCAGAACAACAUUUAUAACACGUAUCAGAAGACCAAAAUGGAGCUGCAGCAUUUGUAUAACGGUCAGCUGAAUGCGUUUACGUUCGAGUACCUGGAGCCGUAUUAUUCGGGCGAUUGUACACAUUAUAGCAACUGUCUGCACUGCCUGACAGAUGCCUCCUGUUCCUGGUGUCCACUGACCAGCAAAUGUCAUCUGAAGUCCGUUAACGAGAGCGCCGUUUGUGUGGCCCACGAUCCGGAGCACGGCAGCCACUGGGCCUAUCUGAUCAGCCAGCCAACGCAGUGUGCCAACUGUUCCAACUAUGUGACAUGUCGCGCCUGCGUCUCCACGCCAGGCAACGGCGAGUGCGAGUGGUGGCUGGACGAUGCGCGCUGCGGACGCAUUGGCAAAUCCAACAGCAGUGUGCGCGCCCUUGCCCAGUGUCCGCGACCGUGUCGCGAGCGUCGGGGCUGCGAUCAGUGUCUGGGCGAGCGCGGGCGCUGUGUCUGGUGCGAGGCGAGCGCCCAGUGCUUCAGCUUUGCCGUCUACACCAGCGAGUAUCAGUUCGGCAUGUGCCGCGAAUGGAUCGACAAGGUGACCACGCCGCCAACAGCUGCAGCGGGAGCAUUGGGAGCAACAGCAGCAACAGGCUCCUCUGCCACACCAACGACCACCUUGCUUAUGCAUCCGGCGCCAGCGCUGCGCUCGCUGCAGCAGUGCAAAUCCUGCGAGCGUCAUCGCAAUUGCACCUCCUGUCUGCGCACGCUGAGCUGCGGCUGGUGCUUCGAUCGGGACAAUCCCAUCGAGGGCAUCUGCAUGCAGGGCGACUUUAGCUAUAGCGCCGGCAACUGUUCGCUGGCGCUGAACAGCAGCUCGCAGCACGAUGCCGAGUGGGCCUAUGCCCAGUGUCCGGAUGUGGACGAGUGCGGUCUUGGACUGCACGACUGCCACAAGGAGGCCAAGUGCACGAAUACCCAGGGCAGCUACAAUUGCCAUUGCCGGCGCGGCUAUGUGGGCGACGGACGCUUCAGCUGUGUGCGCACCUGCUUCGAGUUCUGCCAGCACGGCUACUGCUCCGGCGCGCCGGACUACAGCUGCAAAUGCGACCUGGGCUGGACGGGCCCCGACUGCGGCAUCAGCUGCGGCUGCAACAAUCAUUCCACCUGCAUGGAUCGUGUGGGCAAAUGCGACCAGUGCCAGGCCUGGACCGAGGGCGAGCGCUGCGAACGCUGUCGCCAGGGCAGCUACGGCAAUGCCACCGCCAACGUUGGCUGCCAUCCCUGCGAGUGCAACGGCCACGGCAAUCAGGAUCUGGGCAUCUGCAAUGUGAGCCACGGCGAAUGCUUCUGCAAGGAUAACACACAGGGCCUCAAGUGCGAUAACUGUGCGCCGGGCUAUUACGGCGAUCCGCGUGACGGCGGCCAGUGUUAUUAUCAGUGCGAAUCCCGCGGCAUUCUGACCAGCAUUGGACGCAGCGCCAUCGGCUCCUAUCAGUCGUAUCGUUCGCCCUGGGGCGCCAGUUUGGAGGUGCGCGAAUGCCUCUGGAUAUUGCAGCCAAAGACGUUGCAGGCGGAGAAGUCACUGCUGCAACUGGAAUUCCAAUGGAACAGCCUGGUCAUGGACUGUGACGAGAAUGCCGUCUACAUCUACGACAGCCUGCCGGAUCUGACGGGCGCCGCACAACAGAACCAGCUGCUGGCCGUCGUCUGCGAGCCGUACAGCGCGGCCCGCAUCAUCGAGGCACGGUCCAGCCACGUGACCGUCUACUAUAAACAGGGCAGCGAGCGGCGACACUUUGGCUUCAAUGCGCUGUACUCGGUGAAGAAUUGCGUGGCGGGCAGCUGCCUGCAUCCGCACAUCUGCGAUGUCCAGCAGCGCUGCGUCUGCCCCGCCGGCUAUGUGGGCGCGCGCUGCGAGAUCGAGAUCUGUCCGAGCAAUUGCCAUGCCAAGCGGCUGCAGGGCUAUUGCGACACGGAAUACGGACGUUGCAUAUGCAGCAACAACAACUAUGCUGGCGCCGAUUGCGGCACUUUGGUGCAGCGGAAUCACCUGGUGAUGACGGAGCUGUUCAACACGCAGCUGCUGAGCGAGGCACUGGAGCAUCUGCGCAAGACUAUACCACGUUUUGGUCACUCGGUUAAUGCGGAUCGACGCGGCUCGCUGUGGAUGUUUGGCGGCUAUUCGCCCAGUCACGGGCCGCUCAAUGAUUUCCGUCAGUUUGACACGAAGAACGGCACCUGGCUGCAGGUCACCGUGGAGUCAUCCACGCCCGAGGAUCGUAUGCCGCUCGGACGUUACUUUCACGCCGCCGAGAUCUAUGUGAAGAAGCAGAACAUUUAUAUUUAUGGCGGCAUCGGCGCCAAUUCGCGUCUGCUCUCCGACUUUUGGCAGUUCUCCAUACAGAACCAGCGCUGGCAUCAAAUCGAGAUGGAUCCCGCGGCCCAGACGGAGUCGCCCACAGCGCUGGCCGGGCACACCCUAACCCAUAUACGUUAUCAGGAGCGCGAGUCCCUGCUGCUUGUGGGCGGCCUGAGCUUGAACAAGUCCCGCCCCCUGGAGCUGUGGGAGUUCAACUUGGACAGCGGUCGCUGGCAGCAGCUGGCGGCGAUGGGCGCACGCCUGCCGGUGCUUUUCGGGCACAGCGCCGUGUACCAUGUGGAGACGCACAGCGUCUACGUUUUUGGCGGCUAUGCGGCAGGCGAGGCGCAGAGCAGACUGUACGCCCUGGAUUUGACAAAGCUCAGCUGGACGGAGCUGCCCACGUUUAGGGAGCUGAAUUCACCCGCCUCGCUGCUGCCGCGUGCGCGCUAUUUCCAUUCGGCCGUCACCACGGAGCACUACAUGGUCGUCUAUGGCGGCCGGACGAGUCCCUAUAAUGCCACAGAUGUGCUCAUCGCCUAUGUGUUUGCGUGCAAUCAGUGGGUGCGCCUGACGGACGAUGUCCAGCUUAUCGGACGCCUGCCGGUGGCCAGCUAUGCGGAGGACAUGACCAUCGAUGCGGACAGUGGUACGAUCUAUGUAAUUGGCGGCUGGGAUGGCAGCGCCACACAGAGUCAUGUGACCCGGAUCAAUAUGCCCGAGGACAUUUGCCAGCUGUGGAGCGGCGGCAAGUCCAUGUGCCGCCAUUAUAUGGGCUGCAGCUACUGCACCGUCCAGAGCACCUACAGCAACAGUUCGCAUUGCUUCACCCAGGGCCGGGCGCCGUGCGCCAACUACAAUGGCACGCUGAUCAUCAACAACGGUCCCGCCUGCAACGAUGUGUGGCUCUCGAGUCGCAAUUGCUCCAGCUUUGGCAGCUGCAGCGCCUGCCUGGCCGCCUGGCCCAUACACCAGGAGCUGACCCCGGUCUGUCAGUGGUGCGACGAGUGCGGCAUUCGUGGACGUUGCGUGCCCGCCGGCGUGGAUUGCGCGCGGAACAGCGCCUGGUGUCCCAAGGAGCUGAGCGUCGGCGUGCUCGGACUGUGUCCCCUGCCCCAGUGCCAUCAGCUGGGCUGCGAGGCGUGCAUGCUGCACAGCGAGCAGUGCCAUUGGGCGCGCAACGAACUGGGCCACGUGGAGUGCAUUGCCCGCGAGCUGGUCGAGAAGAAUGCGUAUCGCCUGGUCGAACAGUGUCCGCCCGCCUGUCACACGCACACCAAUUGCAGCAGCUGUUUGCAGUCCGCGCCGGAUGCGUUUGCCUCCACGGAUUGCAAAUGGUCGACCAUGUUGAAUGCAUGCUUGUCGCCCAGCGCGCAGCCGUUGCUCUGUGCCGGCGGCGUUUGUGGCCUGGUGCUGGAAGCUAGCGAGCUGGAACGUUGUCCCGAACCGUGUCAUGUGUAUACCCAGUGCUCCAGCUGUCUGGAGCAUGCCCAUUGCGGCUGGUGUGCCCGCGAGGGCUUCAAUGGCGAUGGCAUCUGCACGGAGGGUGCACUCGAGCACCGGCAGGAGCAUCCCUCCGGCUCCACUUGCGAUUUAAUCUACAGCAGCUGGCGCAACGAUUCCCAGCUAACCCAUGCGGAUGUCGUCAGUUGGCAUUAUGUGCAAUGCCCGGCGGAGAAUGAGUGCGAGAAUGGACACCAUAAUUGUGAUGCCGUCUCCGAGCAGUGCAUUGACCUGGACACGCCCACCCUGGGCUAUAAGUGCGUCUGUGCCGCCGGCUAUCGCGAGGAGCAGAACAGCUGUCUCCCGGUCUGCUCGCAGGGCUGCGUACGGGGCAACUGCAUCCGGCCGAACGAAUGCAAAUGCGACUUUGGCUAUGUGGGCGAGAACUGCAGCAUCCAGUGCCUGUGCAACGGGCAUUCCAACUGCGAGUCGAGCAGCCGGCUGGACAUAUGCCUGAAGUGCCACAACAACACGAUGGGCGAGCAGUGCGAGAAGUGCCAGCCCCUGUUUGUGGGCAAUCCGCGCGAGGGUCACGCCUGCCAGCCCUGCCUGGAGUAUUGCCAUGGCCAUUCGGACGUGUGUGUGGCCUACGAUGCGGAUCCGGCUGUCUUCAAUAUGACACACUCCGAGCUGGAGCGCAUCCUGCCCGAGGGACCCGCCCACAAUGCCACCUGCCUGCGCUGUGCCAACAACACAGCCGGCGAUCGUUGCGACAGCUGCCUGUUGGGCUAUUUCCGCGGCAGCGAGGAUCUGCACAAGCAGUGCCGUCCCUGCCAGUGCCAUGGACACGGCAAUGUCUGUGAUGCCGUCACGGGCGAGAAGUGCAACUGCGCCAACAAUACGGAAAGCGAUGCCACCUGCACGGCCGGCGGUGGCAAGAACUCGGCCCAGCUCUGCUGGAGCGUCCAAUGCUCCAAGUGCCGCGACUCGUAUGCCGGCAAUCCCACCGAUGGACACCAGUGCUACAAGCAAAUUACGGUCGAGUCGCGCAUGUGCUUCGAUGCCAAGCCAAUAGAGGAAUGCAAAUCGAAGCCGGCGGCGUUGAAGCCCGGCCAGACGGUGUUCUUUGUCAUCCAGCCACGCUUCAUGAACGUGGACAUACGCAUCAUUAUUGAUGUUACCCAAGGCGAACUGGAUGUGUUCAUGUCGCCGCAGGAUGAUUCGUUUAUUGUCGAAACGAAUGAGACGACGGGCUUUCACGAAAUCUUCCUGGACAAUCGCUACAAUUGGGGGCCCAAAACGAAGCGCGAACAUCCGCUGAACGUGGCCCUGCCCCGCCACGACAAUGUGACGCUGCAGAAGCUGUUCGCGCCGGAACGACGCACUGGCACGAGCAGCGCUGGCCUCGGGAUGGGCCUUGGCAGCAGCAGCAGCAGCGGCAGCAGCAGCUUCUAUGUGCCGCAGCUGCACGACUGCCGCAGCCAUGGCGGGCACAGCUUUGUGGUACAGGAUCAGUACGCCAAGGAUCUGAGCACACACGUGACACUCAAUCAGUGCAAUACGCUGUUGCGUUUGUUUGGACUAAGGAAUCGUCUGGUGUUGACGCUGCCGCAGCAUGCCCACAAUUUGAGUGCGACGCGUUUCUUUAUUGCUUUGCGCGCCAGAUCCGGACCGGAGCCGAGCUAUGGCUCUGUGGUGUUUCGUCAGGAUCAGCUGCACAUCGAUCUCUUUGUGUUCUUUUCCGUAUUCUUCUCCUGCUUCUUUCUCUUUCUGGCCCUGUGCGUCAUCGUCUGGAAGGUAAAACAGGCCGCGGAUUUGCGUCGCGCUCGCCGCCAGCAUGUUGUCGAGAUGCUGCACCUGGCCAAGCGUCCGUUUGCCCAGAUCUUUUUGGCCUCCGCCAGCCUGGACAUGGACAACAGUCCACCGGCCACGUCUGCCACCACCACGCGCCACAUGCGCCAGCGUGCACGCCAGGCGCUGCUUCUGCAGCAGCAACAGCAUCUCCAGAGCGAAACCCAGCUGCACAACCAGCCGACACACAACACGAGCAGCACCCAAACCCACUCCAGUCACACCCACUCCAGCCACAGCCACACCCACUCGAGCCAUACCCACUCGAGCCACACUCACUCGAGCCACGGCCACUCGAGCCACUUGAGAAGCAGCUCGCGUCCGGUACAGGCCACGGAAAUCAUGCUGGUGGCCAUUGAGCCGACCAACGAUAAUCUCGCCGCGGUGGGCACCGUUUUUGUCAGCCUGCCCGGCCGCUCCAAGGCGCCGCUCAGCAUUGCGCUCGGCUCCACCCUGAUAUCCUAUCCGCGCCAAUAUCCGAUCAAUGCGCGCCACUUUAUGCGCACCCAGCGUCAUCAUCAGGUCUAAGGGGCUCCAAACUCUCAACUCUCAACUCUGGUAAAUCAGACGCAAAAUGUAAGUGUUAAUCUAUCGUAAAUCCCGCCCCGUCCCCGCCGUUCCCCUUCAGCCCCAUAUGCAGCAGCACUAGUGAAUUAUAUAUAUAUAUAUAUGUACCCGCAUAUAUAUAUUACAGAUAAUAUAUAUAAAUAUGAUAUA